AUGAUAAAGAUUCAAAGGAAUUUGGGGAAGAGCAAAUGUAGGGGUAGUAGGGGUAGAGAGGAGACAGCUGAUUUUACAAAAGUGUACAAAAAGUUAAAGGGCAGGAGAUAUUUGAUUGUAAUGGAUGAUGUUUGGAGCUCAAAGAUUUGGGAUGAUGUGAGGAACAUAUUACCGGAUGAUAAUAAUGGAAGUCGAAUCGUGUUAACCACAAGGUUACCGGAUGUAGCUGUUUAUCCGGACUCCACUUGUGCUCCUCAUGAGAUGAGGUUCAUGAACGGUUCUGAAAGUUGGGAUUUGCUUAAGGGAAGGGUGUUUGCAAACAGCGAUUGUCCACCUGAAUUGGAAGAUGUUGGGAAAAAGAUUGCGAGAAGUUGUGGGGGACUACCCCUUGCUGUUGUCUUGGUUGCUGGAAUCUUAGUUCUAGCGAGUUAG
Molecule: messenger RNA, 432 nt
Organism: Salvia hispanica
Lineage: Eukaryota; Viridiplantae; Streptophyta; Magnoliopsida; Lamiales; Lamiaceae
Source: RefSeq, a predicted model, not a curated record